Molecule: messenger RNA, 567 nt
Organism: Trichosporon asahii var. asahii CBS 2479
Lineage: Eukaryota; Fungi; Basidiomycota; Tremellomycetes; Trichosporonales; Trichosporonaceae
Exons: 3
Coding region: 1-567 (188 amino acids)
Biological process (GO): vacuolar transport
Cellular component (GO): endosome
Source: RefSeq, a predicted model, not a curated record
AUGACAACACCACUCCAGAACGUCUACUACGAACGGAAAACGGCAACGGCACGGCCAUGCUACAUCUGCAACCGGCCGACGCAGACCGUGCUCGCAACGAUCAAGACCGAGGACUUCCUCUACACCUGUGACGGCCAUUUGAGUGAUCCCGCGACCAAGCUCGCCGCCCCGGCGCAGGGCCCGACGCAGGAGGACAUCCGCAAGGUCGUGUCCGAGUACCAGGCGCGGGAGGCGCGGCGCACAGCAGCCCAGGCGAAGAAGGACGACGACAAGGACGACAAGAAGGAGGAGAAGAAGGGCUUCCUCGGCUCCGCGCUCGAGAUGGGGUCCAAGCUCAUCUCGGGGUCGCCGAGCGAGGAGGGCGCCAAGAGCCCCGCGUCUACGCCUGCUUCACCCGCUGGUGAGAUGACGGGUGUCCCCUCGAGCAACGUCACGACGCACAACAAGUAUGCCCUCCACAGGCAUAUCUUCGAGGCGAGGAGGAAUGAGCUCCGGAGGAAGGAGAUGAACAAGAAGGCUAAGGAGACCGCACAGGGGUUACCCCAGGUGCCGAGGGGAUCGUUCUAG